Molecule: messenger RNA, 12013 nt
Organism: Heteronotia binoei (common prickly gecko)
Lineage: Eukaryota; Metazoa; Chordata; Lepidosauria; Squamata; Gekkonidae
Gene: ASH1L
Product: ASH1 like histone lysine methyltransferase
Cellular component (GO): nucleus
Molecular function (GO): chromatin binding; DNA binding; protein binding
Source: RefSeq, a predicted model, not a curated record
CCCCCCCCCCUCACCCGCCAACGCCGAACAGCGCCUUGUCCGCCCGCCCGCCCGCCACUCAAGCAGGGCGGGUGGCGGGGCCUUGGGAAGGAUGAGGCGCCGCGGAGGAGCCCGAGCCGGGCCUCGCUGUGAUACGUGAGAAGAUGCUGGCGUCGAAGGUCUAAGAAGAUUUGUUUUCUUUGUUUUUAACGUGGACCACGUGCCUGCUGUGUUGUGAAAUUUUGCAACAGCACGUACUGUGAUGGACCCUCAGAAUACUGCUAUGUUAGGGCUGGGUUCUGGUUCUGAAGGGUUUUCUGGGAAAAGCCCCUCUGCGGUUGCCACGGGCGCGGCAGGAGGCAAAAGAGAGUUGGCCCUCGAUGGUAGCGCUAAGGAGGAGGAAGAGAAGAAGAGGAGCCGCGAGGAGAACGACGGCGAGAUCGGCAAGGGUGAGAGCCUGUCCGACGUCCAGCAGCAGUUUUCUGUGAAGGAAACAAACUUUUCGGAGGGAAAUUUAAAACUGAAAAUUGGCCUCCAAGCUAAGAGAACUAAGAAACCCCCAAAGAAUUUGGAAAAUUAUGUCUGCCGGCCUGCCAUAAAAACCACUAUCAAGCAGCCCAGGAGGGUGCAGAAGGCUGGGAAGAUGACAGAGGAGAAGAAUGACCCAGGACCUGCGAAACAGGACUCAACAAAACUGUACAAGAAAGGCGGAGAAACCACGGCAGUCGAAUGCUCCGCAACUGAGGGCAGGCCGAGGGAGAGCAGUCCGCUUUCGAAGAAACCUUCGCCGUUGCACUCUGAAGCGACCGAUUAUGGGAAGUCGGCCCUUUCUACUCCAGUCAGCAGUCGUGAUCCCGACUCAAAGGACAGAGCUCAGCUUAAUGGAGCCACCACCGUAACAGAAAAAUUGGCUCAGCUCAUUGCCACUUGCCCCCCGUUGAAGUCUUCCAAAAUGAAGCAGAAGAAGCCGGCCGUGGGGGUGGCCUCCGAGUUUGCUAAAGACUCUGGAAAGAAGCUUCUGCCGACCGGGACCCCCAUGGUGGCAGCUAGCAAGGACUUUGUAAAGAAACUACCUGGCUGUGGCAGUAUGAGUGCUGCACUGGCCAACAAGGAUUUCGCAAAGAAGGCGCCGGGGACGAGUGGCGGAGCUGGGUUGAUCAGCAGAGAGUCUGGGGCUAAAAAGCAACCAGGGACAUGCCCUAGCGCAGCUGGAUUAGUUAGCAAUAAGGAUUGUGGGAAGAAACCGCCUGUCCUUACCUCUCCAAUAGGAUUGAUUAGCAAAGAGAGUGGAAGGAAACCACUAGUGACUGGUAUGCCAGUUGGGCUAGUGAGUAAGGAGUCUGGGAAAAGAUUCCUGGGGUCUAGCAGUCCAAUCGGAUUGGUCAGUAAGGAGACUGGUAGAAAGCUGCUAGGGGCUGCCACUCCUCCUGGGUUGGCUAACAAAGACUUGGGGAAAAAAUUACCAGCAUCUGGCAGUCCAGUUGGAUUGGUUAAUAAGGAUACCGGAAAGAAAUAUCUGGCUUCAGAUAGUCUGGUUGGGCUGGUUAACAAGGACUCGGGAAAGAAACUGCCCAUGAUCAGUAGUCCAAGCGGGAAACUGCCCAUGACCAGUAAUCCUAUUGGUUUAACUAAUAAAGACUCUGGGAAGAAACUCUCGGGGGUGACUGGUCCAAUUGGAUUGGUCACUAAAGAAUCAGGAAAGAAGGUACUGGGGGUUGGCACGCCACCCAGUUUAGCAGCUAAGGACUCUGGGAAGAAAACGGCAGGGGCCAGCAGUCCAGCCGGGCUGACGAACAAGGACUCAGGGGUUCUGAAAGCAGACGUCGGUAAUGCUUCCUCCGAGCCCUUCAAACGCUUUUGUAGCGGAAGCAUCAUCGACCUUGAUGGCCCGGAGCCUGCAGCCUCUCCAAAAGACAGUGGGGGCAUCAAAGGGUUUGAGAAGCACGUUCCGAAGCAGAGCAAAGAGAGCAUUCCAGAAAAGAUGGUGGUUCAGAGAGACAUCUCAGGUGGAGGCAAAGAAGGAGCCUGCGUACAGCAGGAAGCUCCUUCGCCUGUUGAAAGGCUUACUUCUGAUGCAUCGAAGCAUGACAAGCAGCUGCCGGUGUAUUGCACUUCCCCGGACUUCAGGACAGCCGGCGGCGCUUCUGAUCUGUCUACAGCCAAAUCACCUUUUAGCGCUGUAGGGGAGGGGAACCUCCCGUCCCCCUCCCCAUCAGCCUCUGUCACUUCUUUAACCCGAAGCCCCACUUCAACCUCGGCUCAGCUGACUUCCAACCCGUCGCAUUUAAAUAACACGCCAGAGCUCUUAGAAGGAAUUUCCGAGCCGAUUAGCAAGGCCCCGUUUGCUACUGACGGCGCACGCUCGGCCGCGAACAGGCUGUCCAAUCCUGUCUCGCACGCCACCGGCAAAGGGAUCAGUAGGGAAUUAAAUGAUUCCAAAGCUGCCCACACAGAUACCCCAAAACCUAGCCCUGCCAUAGGCAGAAAGCUCAACUUGACAACUGAAUCAAAGGUUCGUGCCACUAUUGCCCCUUCGGUGGUUAGCUUCUCCAGCUUAUUUAACAAUAAACCCAUUCUAAAGAUCGGUGCCAUGACUGCGUCAGGGAAAUCCUGCCAAGGACCUGGCUCCCCGGGCAGCGGUGGUGACCCCCAAUCAAAGCCCUUAAAGAAAAGGAAAGGACGGAAGCCGCGCUGGACCAAGGUGGUCUCUAGGAGCGCCUGCAGGCCUCCUAAAGGGCUAGAAUUAGGAAGGCCUGACCUUUUCAAAAACAUUUCUUGCAGUGCGCUGUCAAACAGUAGCCUGGACCAGGCCAAGCUCUUUAAAAACACAGGCCCACCUUCCUUUGUGGAUCACGAGUUCGUCAAGCACCAGUUGCCGAAGCUGAGCAAAUCCGGUAGCAUGCAAUCUCUCGCUCUGCUCAGUAUCGAGAAGGAAUCCAGCAAGUUUUACAGUCCACACUUGCAGGCUUCUGGUGGGUGCCUUUCGGAUGAAUUGUUGCCUGAGAUGUACAAGUCCAAGAGGGGGAGAUCGAAAUCCAAAGAGAUGCCCCAUUUGGAAGGUCCCCCCAAACGCACCCUGAAGAUCCCCGCCUCAAAGGUGUUUUCAGUGCAGUCGAAGGAAGAACAGGAGCCUCCGGUGUUGCAUCCAGAGGUUGAAAUUCCUUCUCUUCGACAGAGCCUCGAGGAUCAUGCUUUUCCAAAGAAGAGAGGGCGGCCGAAAAGGCAAAUCAGAUCGGGGGUCAAAAUGAAGCCCCCUGUUUUAUCUGUAGCUCCUUUUGUCACUACUGACAAUUCUGACAUGCUCGAGCCUGAAAGCGACCAGCAGCCGAAUGAGGAUUUCUUUGAAAUGUCGGAUCACCUUGGAGGCCCGGAGGAACUUGGGGAAACAGAUGCCUGCAGCGCGCCCGAUCUGGAGGUAGAGCCGGACAGAAAAGAGUCCAAGCGGAACAAUGGGCAGCUGAUGAAAACCAUCAUCAGGAAAAUCAACAAGAUGAAGACGUUAAAGCGGAAGAAGUUCUUGAAUCAGAUCCUCUCGUCCACUGCGACAGAACCAAAUAAAGGGAAAGUGCAAUCCAAGCUCCACACGACGGUCUCGACCCUCGCUGCCACAUUCAGCUCGAAACUGGGCCAGCAGAUCAACGUCAGCAAGAAAGGAACAAUCUACAUAGGAAAAAGGCGAGGCAGGAAGCCCAAAGCCGUCCUGAACGGCAUCUUGGGUACCUCUGCCGGCUUGAGCGUUCUUGAAAAGUCUGCUCAACAAGCAGGGGGGUCUGCACUAAGCCAGGCGGUCCCUCCGUUGCUGAGUGCUGCAGCUAAUAACUCUGAGAUUCUUCCAUCCCCGGUAUGCUCUCAGUCCUCCGGGGUGAGUGGGGGCCAGAGCCCAGUCAGCAGCGACAUGGGCUUUGUGGAGCCCAACUCAGUUCCAUACUUGCACCUCCACUCCAGGCAGGGGAGCGUGGUUCAGACCCUUGCGAUGAGAAAGGCCUCCAAAGCCAGGAGGAGGCUCUCCCCGCCCACUCUGCUCCCGAACUCCCCAUCCCACAUGAGCGAGCUGAGCUCACUGAAGGAAGCGACCCCCUCGCCCAUCAGCGAGUCCCACAGCGACGAGACCAUCCCCAGCGACAGCGGCAUCGGAACCGACAACAACAGCACUUCUGACCGGGCCGAGAAGUUCUGCGGCCCGAAGAAACGGCGGCAUUCCUUCGACCACAUCUCCCUCGUCCCCCCAGAGACCUCCACUGUCCUGAGCGGUCUCAAGGAGAAGCACAAGCAUAAGUGCAAACGCCGGAGCCAUGACUACCUGGCCUACGAUAAGAUGAAACGGCAGAAGCGGAAGAGGAAGAAGAAGUACCCGCAGUUGCGCGGCAGACAGGACCCCGAUUUCCUGGCUGAACUGGAGGAGCUGAUCAGUCGGUUGAGCGAGAUCCGGAUAACUCACCGUAGCCACCAUUUUAUCCCCCGGGACUUGCUGCCGACCAUUUUCCGAAUUAAUUUCAACAGUUUCUACACCCACCCCACUUUUCCUUUGGAUCCUUUGCACUACAUCCGGAAACCGGACUUAAAGAAGAAGCGAGGCCGGCCCCCCAAAAUGAGGGAGGCGAUGGCAGAAAUGCCUUUCAUGCAUAGCCUUAGUUUCCCCCUGUCCAGUACUGGAUUCUACCCUUCCUACGGUAUGCCUUACUCUCCUUCUCCCCUCGCUGCUGCUCCGAUUGGUUUGGGCUACUACGGGCGGUACCCGCCAACCCUUUAUCCCCCUCCACCUUCGCCUUCGUUUACAACUCCGUUGCCCCCUCCGUCUUACAUGCAUACCGGCCACUUGCUCCUCAACCCAGCGAAGUUCCACAAGAAGAAGCAUAAGCUACUGCGCCAGGAGGCAUUCCUCACUGCCAGCCGGGCACCCCUCCUCUCCAUGAGCACCUACCACCCCAGCGUCCCUCCAGAGAUGGCCUAUGGCUGGAUGCUGGAACACAAGCACCGGCACCGCCACAAGCACCGCGAGCACCGCUCCUCGGAGCAGCCCCAAGUCUCCAUGGAGACUUUGGCAGCCAACGGCUCUUCUCGCACUGUCCUGGAGUCUCUGAAGCGUUACCGCUUUGGGAAGGAGGCCGUGGGCGAGAGAUACAAGCAUAAGGAGAAACACCGAUGUCAUAUGGCUUGCCCGCACCUUUCCCCUUCGAAAGGCCUGCUAGGCAGGGAGGAGCAGUGGGUCAGGAGGGAGCCAACGGAGUCUAACUCGCUCUCGCUAGGAUUACAGUCCCCGUUGCAGAUUGACUGUUUGGACACUCCACCCAGCCUGCCUUUGGGGCGGUUCACGCCGAAUUCCGAGCCUGCCAGCAGCGACGAACACACAAACCUUUUUACCAGUGCAAUAGGUAGCUGCCGAGGCACUGUCUCUUCCGGUACUGGUGGGCGUAAAAAACUAUCUGACGGCUCGGGACUGUUCAGCCCCCAAGAAGCGCCGCUCAGCCGACCCCUGAGGAAGGAGACGUUGCCCCCCAUGGAGAAGGCACUGACAAACCUGUCAGGCACGCUUCCAGCACAGGACAAGCCCUCGCAGAGGCCAACGGAGACCACCAGCUGCAGCCCUUCCAGAAAGAGGUCUUCAUCGGAAAGCACAUCUUCUACAGUGGUCGGGAUACCUGCACGGAGUACGAGGCUAGGAAGCACCAUGGAAGAUUCCGUGGAUAAUAUAUUACAGCACAUUGCCCAGCACGAAAGUCAGGCUGCGCUGGACAAAACCCUCGAGGCCGUCAUGGCCAACGCGCCCGCUCCGCCUUCUGGGAGCCCCAGCCGCAGCCCCAACCGGGAGAAGAGCAGCUGCCUCUCGGGCCCGAGCGUUCUGGGUGACUCGGGCCACGAAGGCCACUCUCUCCUUUCCGACCGCUUGUCGGGUGGCUACUCCCCGCAUCACCUCAAGAGGAGCAUGGUGGAAGCCAUGCAGCGGCAGGCGAGGAAAAUGUGCGAUUACGACAAGAUCUUGGCCACCAAGAAAAACCUGGACCACGUGAACAAGAUCCUCAAAGCCAAGAAGCUUCAGCGGCAGUCGCGGACGGGCAAUAACUUUGUGAAGCGCCGGCCGGGCAGGCCCAGGAAGUACCCAUUGCAGUCGGUGGUUUCGGUGCACUCGCUGCAAGUGAGCCGGUUCGUCGGCCCCGACCUCGAGAGCGGGGACAAAGACUGCCUGCUGCACCGUGGCCCGGACACUGUGACAGACGCCAUAGAGUCGGUGGUCCAGGGGGUGAAUGUGAAAGGGUGGAAGAGGAAGAGGUGGCUGGAGGAGGAGGAGGAGCAGGCCCGGAAGAGGCAAAAGCCUCUGCCGGAGGAAGAGCAGGAGAGCAACAAGAGCUUUCCCGAGGCUGCAGCCGAGUGCCCUGCCCCCGAGGAGACGGUGGUAAAACCGCGUGAGCCAGAGAGAGUCGAGCAGCCUCCGACCGCCUUUGUCCAGCGUGAGAAGAAAGCUCCCCGCCCUCCGAAGAAGAAGUACCAGAAGGCAGGGCUGUACUCUGAUGUGUACAAAACCACCGACCCCAAAAGUCGCCUGAUCCAGUUAAAGAAGGAGAAGCUGGAGUACACUCCUGGAGAACAUGAGUACGGAUUGUUCCCGGCUCCUAUUCACGUGGGAAAAUACCUACGACAAAAGCGAAUAGACUUCCAGCUGCCCUACGAUAUUCUCUGGCAAUGGAAACAUAACCAGCUGUAUAAGAAGCCGGAUGUCCCGCUUUACAAGAAAAUCCGUUCCAAUGUUUAUGUGGAUGUGAAACCUCUUUCUGGAUACGAGGCCACCACCUGUAACUGCAAGAAACCCGAAGACGGGAACAAGAAGGGCUGCAUGGACGACUGUUUGAACAGGAUGAUCUUUGCCGAGUGCUCGCCCAACACAUGCCCUUGCGGGGAGCAGUGCUGCAACCAGCGGAUCCAGAGGCAUGAAUGGGUGCAGUGCUUGGAGCGCUUCCGGGCUGAGGAGAAGGGCUGGGGCAUCCGCACGAAAGAGCCCCUGAAAGCCGGGCAGUUCAUCAUCGAGUACUUGGGGGAAGUGGUCAGCGAGCAGGAGUUCAGGAACCGGAUGAUCGAGCAGUACCACAACCACAGCGAUCACUACUGCCUCAACCUCGAUAGUGGGAUGGUGAUCGACAGCUAUCGCAUGGGCAACGAGGCCCGCUUCAUCAAUCACAGCUGCAACCCGAAUUGCGAGAUGCAGAAAUGGUCCGUCAACGGAGUCUACCGGAUCGGGCUGUAUGCGCUGAAGGACAUGCCCGCUGGCACCGAGCUAACGUACGACUACAACUUUCAUUCCUUCAAUGUGGAAAAGCAGCAACUCUGCAAGUGUGGCUUCGACAAGUGCAGAGGCAUCAUCGGGGGGAGGAGCCAGCGAGUGAAUGGCCUCCUGAGCAAAAGCAACCAGCCGGUCACCUCACAGAGGAGGCCCAGCCGGUCCAAAGAGAAGAGGAAAUCCAAGCACAAGUUGAAGAAAAGGAAGGGUCACACGCACGAGGAGCCCAGCGAAAGUUCCAGCACCCCGACGCGGUUGACUCCACAGCUGCAAAUGAAGCCGAUGUCCAACAGGGAAAGGAAUUUCGUGUUGAAGCAUCAUGUUUUCUUGGUGCGCAACUGGGAGAAAAUCCGGCAGAAGCAGGAGGAAGUCAAACACGCCAGCGACAACCUUCACUCUGCCUCGUUAUACACACGCUGGAACGGGAUGUGCCGGGAUGAUGGCAACAUAAAAUCCGACGUCUUCAUGACCCAGUUCUCCGCCCUGCAGACCUCCCGCUCCGUGCGGACGCGGCGGCUGGCUGCAGCCGAGGAGAACCUGGGUGCGCGAGCAGCCCGCCUCGCCCAGAUCUUCAAGGAGAUCUGCGACGGCAUCAUCUCGUACAAAGAUUCCUCCCGGCAGGCGCUCGCUGCUCCUCUGCUGAAUCUACCCCCGAAGAAAAAGAAUGCAGAGUACUACGAGAAGAUCUCUGACCCCCUCGACCUCGCCACCAUCGAGAAGCAGAUCCUGACGGGCUACUACAAAACCGUAGAAGCUUUCGACAGUGACAUGCUGAAGGUCUUCCGCAACGCUGAGAAAUACUACGGUAGGAAGUCACCCAUCGGGCGGGACGUCUGCCGGCUUCGGAAGGCGUAUUACAACGCCCGCCACGAGGCGGCCGCCCAGAUCGACGAGAUUGUGGGGGAGACGGCGAGUGAGGCAGACAGCAGCGAGACCUCCAUGUGCGAGAAGGAGAGCGGGCACGAGAAAGACGAGGACGUCAUCCGGUGCAUCUGCGGCUUGUACAAAGACGAAGGGCUCAUGAUCCAGUGCGACAAGUGCAUGGUUUGGCAGCACUGCGACUGCAUGGGGGUGAACUCCGAUGUCGAGCACUACUUGUGCGAGCAGUGCGAACCUCGCACAGUGGACAGGGAGGUACCUAUGAUUCCUCGACCUCAUUAUGCCCAGCCCGGUUGCGUUUAUUUCAUCUGUCUUUUACGAGAUGACCUCUUGCUUCGCCAAGGUGACUGUGUGUACCUGAUGAGAGACAGCCGAAGGACCCCGGAUGGCCACCCGGUCCGGCAGUCAUACCGCCUGCUGUCCCACAUCAACCGAGAGAGGCUUGACAUCUUCCGCAUUGAAAAACUCUGGAAGAAUGAAAAAGAGGAGCGGUUUGCGUUUGGCCACCACUAUUUCCGUCCGCACGAAACCCACCACUCCCCCUCCCGCAAGUUCUACCACAACGAGCUGUUUCGGGUGCCGCUGUACGAGAUCAUCCCCUUGGAGGCCGUGGUGGGGACGUGCUGCGUGCUGGACCUCUACACCUACUGCAAAGGACGGCCAAAGGGAGUGAAGGAGCAAGACGUAUACAUCUGCGAUUACCGCCUGGACAAAUCGGCCCAUCUCUUCUACAAGAUCCACCGCAACCGCUAUCCCGUGUGCACCAAGUCCUACGCCUUCGACCACUUUCCCAAAAGGCUCACCCCGAAGAGAGACUUCUCACCUCAUUAUGUACCAGACAACUACAAGAGAAAUGGGGGCAGGUCAUCUUGGAAAUCUGACCGUUCCAAGUCACAGAAUAAAGACCUCAGCCAAGAAGAGGACCCCCUUCCCCUUAUGGAGGACAUGAUCCCGAGUCAGGAGCAGCCGCCCAGCGAGCAAACGCCCAGCCCGGAGGAGCCGGAGAAGGAGACGUUCCCUCAGGAAAGCAGCGAGGCGGACAAGAAGGCUGAGGAGAGCAGCCCCGUCCCCAGGCGGCUCUGCACCCCGGAGGAGCGCCGGCACAUGCAGCGGGAGAGGCUGAACCAGAUCCUCCUCACCCUUCUAGAGAAAAUCCCAGGGAAGAAUGCCAUCGACGUCACCUACCUGCUGGAGGAAGGCUCGGGGCGGAAGCUGCGGCGGCGCACGCUGUGUCUCACGGAGAGCAGCUACCGGAAGUGAUGCUGUUUCACGGAGAGAGAGAGAGGCUGUGGCCUGGAUGCGCUGUCAGAUGUGCGUGAGACGGACAGAGGGGCAUAGUUUUACCACUCACCUGCGCCUCACGGUGCGUGUUGAGUGGAAGGGGCCCAGGAGGGGAGAAAAUAACUGACAAAACGGUUCUGUAGCACUUAGACGAUGCGACGCGAUUGGGCCGGCAGGCGGCCCCGCCCUGCCCGGCAGUGCUCUUAUGAUGUGUGUGGUGUUGGGCGUGCCUUGUUAUCAAUGUUGAGGUACUAAGGAAAAACCUUGUGGUCAUUUGUCGGAGGCGGUCAAAAAAAAAUUUUUUUUAACUUAUUUUUUGUUUAUUUGGCUCCGACAUCCUUGCUCAGAGGAAGGAAAAAGGGGUGUGCAGACGGGAGGGAGGAGGGGAGGUUAACAGGUCCGGAACUGCUCUUCAGUAGGAAUCCCUCCCGGUACACAUCACUCCUUUCUCCUCCGAUUGGACACCACACAGAAGCGGACGGGAGGAGGCGCCCAGGCCUGGAGGGCCAAAAGCAUAAGCUGCCCUUGUGGAGGGCACGGGAGGGGGCUCAUGCAAGACGCGUCCAAGGAAACGCCAUGCUUUGACCGCCAGAGGGGCCUGUUGGACGUAUCGCGUGGAAGCGGCCCAGUCUGCUCGAAAGCUCCCAGCAAAGCGUUUCGCUCGAAGCACUUGUUCCCCGUUCUAAGACACGGGGGUGGACAGAAAGGGCGAUUUCUAUUUUUUAUUUUGCUGCAGAGAAAUUUUAUAAAGCAAAUCCCAGAUCCCUAACGCCACCCCGUUGGGUUUUUCCUCUUUUGUUUCAAUUUCCCCCUCUUCCCCCCAAGCUGUGGUUUUCUUGUGUGUCUAGUGUAUUGUGGAAAUUUAAAAAACAAACAAACAAAAAACCUGUCAAAAUGGAAAAGAUGAAAAACAGAGGGGGAAAAAACCCCUUUCACUACAUGAACCGUCAAGCAGUAUUUCUGAGCAAGUAUUUGUUGUGAGCUGUAAACUAUUACCCACCGAUAACACUAUUCUUGUGUUCCAUUCUUUUUUAAAAAAAAAAAAUACAACAAAACAAAAAAAAAUAAUUGUACAGCUUAAAGCGUCCGUCUCUCAAAGAGACAGUGUAUUUUAUGAUCCUGCCACUCUCUGGCCACUUGACUCUCAUUCGGUUGUAGUGAAGAGAAGGGUCUCUUUGCAGAGGCGUUGCUGCGCCCGGUCACUGCAAGUAGCAUCACGCGAUGGACACACUGGACACAGAGUGUCCCUCCGGAAGGCCGUGCCGUGUCCCUCUGUCUAGAGGCCAGAGGCAGGCAAAGAGAGCUGGCGGUUCAGCAUACACUGACCCUCUACAUGUGGUUUUGCUCCUGUCUCUCUCUUGACGUCCGUAUGCCUAUUACGGUCCUGUUUUAGAUGUCCUUAUAAGAGAAACCCGUUUUUAAAUGUGCCAAGUUGUAUAUAUCUUACCUCUUUUUUCCCCCCUCUUUUUUUGUUUUGUUUUGCUGAGUGGCUGUAAAGCAAUACGGUAGCUGAACUUUUCACGUUCUCUUUCCUGACGGACCAAGCUCGUCCCGAUUGUACAUUCUUGUUAAACUUAUAAUUAUUAUUUUACUUCUUAGUUGGAACAAAAAAAAAAAGGCUCAUUCCAUUUAAAUUUUACCUGACGAUUUAAGAAAAAUUUUAAAGAGGGAAAAAAAAAGAGGGGAGAAGAAAAAUGCCCUUUGAGGAAAAAAUAUUUUAUUAAAAACAAAAAAAAAGACAAAUAAGAAAAUAGUUUGGAAUAUUUUCUUACUGUAGAGAAGCAUUGUACAGGAAAACCCCGAGUAUAAAAUACUCAUAACGUGUUGUGGGGAACGGGUUGGGGCGGGGGAAGGAAUCGCAUGUCCGAAAACCUUUUGAGUUGCUCCAUUUAGUUCAAAACGGGAAGGGGGGAAAGGGGAUCAUUGUCUUGAAAUGGUGUUAAACACUAAAAAAUAAAAAAAAGAGUCCUUUUAAAAAUAAUGAAAAAGCACGCCCAGAAGCGAAAACACUAGCUCUGCCAUUUUAUCUUUCUUUUGUUGAAAGACUAAAAAAAAAAGGAAAAAAAAGAAAACGGUAUUUUUUAGACAAUCAAAUUCUAGGUAAGUGUGAAGAAUUUGCGUUGUUGGGUUGGUUUCUUGUUUUCUUUUUUCUUUUUUAGUUUUUGGUUUUGUUUUCUUACCGGUGUAGAAAAUUACUGACUUUUUUUUUUAAAAGAUUCGGGGCGGGCAGGGGGUUAUUUUGUAUUAACUGAAGAGCCCAGCAGCGUUUCACCCGAUCGCUGAUAAAAGCCCAGAGUUUUUUGGGGUGGUGGUGGUACAAAACAAAACAAAACAAAAAUCCCCCAAAGAAGCACUACGUUUCAAAUAUAGAUAACGAACUCUUUUUAGUCUGCAUGGGGAUAGGCCGUGUGGUUGCUGAGAAGAAAUGCUGCUAAUAUAUUUCCUUUUUACGAGAGCAUAUCUAAAUAGACCAUUGUUUUGAUGUUAAUCUUUGUAAAUUAUGUAUUACCAAUUUUAACAUUGGAUGUAAUUGCAUAAAAAAAAAGCCUGCGUCUCAGAUAUUGAGAGAUUCUAGUAUUAAAUGGAAAAAAAAAUGUUUCCUAA